Brassica oleracea var. oleracea is the source of this 2805-nucleotide messenger RNA. RefSeq lists its product as uncharacterized. Bases 1 to 2805 code for a protein of 934 amino acids. The transcript has 7 exons. The record is from RefSeq and is a predicted model, not a curated record. NCBI's taxonomy places the organism in Eukaryota, Viridiplantae, Streptophyta, Magnoliopsida, Brassicales, Brassicaceae.
AUGUUGGUGAGAGUUCCGGGGAGAAUCAUUCGAACGGGUGAAGAAGAAAUGUGGGAGAAUCCUACUUGGAAUGCUUAUGAAGAUCACCACCAGAAUAUUCCAGAAGUACAAGAAGAUAUUGUGCCACCUUACAUGCCAGAAUCUAUAGAAGAGAUGGGCAUAGCGGAACCAUAUCACGAUAGUGUUUUUGAAGCAUUUGAAGUAGCCACUCAACCUCUCUACGAAGGAUGUGCAGAGGGAAUAUCUCAGUUGUCUCUUGCUUCGCGGAUGAUGAAAGUGAAGACAUAUUAUAAUCUACCAGAAGCUUGUGUAGAUGAGAUAUCUGAAGUAUUUAAAAACAUACUUCCACAGCCAAAUAAAGCUCCAACAACAUAUUAUGAGACAAAGAAACUGACACGAGCGCUUGGGUUACCAGUACAGAAGAUUGACGUUUGCGUGAAGAAUUGUAUGUUAUUUUGGAAAGGAGAAUAUGCGAAGUUGGUCAGUUGUCGGUUUUGUGGAGAAGAUCGCUACUACCCGAAGAAUGGAAAAGGUAAAAACAAACCGAAACAGAGAAUGUUUUACCUGCCAAUUGCAGAUCGUCUGAAGCGUCUAUACCAACUCGAGGCGACAGUUUCCAAUAUGCGGUGGCAUAAGGAACAUGUGACUCCGGAAGGAGAAAUACAUUACCCAUCUGAUGCCAUAGCGUGGAAACACUUUAAUGAGUUAUAUCCUGUUUUUGCUGCUGAAAGCCGGAACAUUUAUCUAUGCUUAUCAACAGAUGGAUUUAAUCCGAUUGGUAUGAAUGGCGAAGCACAUUCCCUUUGGCCCGUUAUUGUAAGUCCAUACAAUUUGCCUCCGGGAAUGUGUAUGAAAAGAGAAUUCUUUUAUCUUUCGGUGCUAAUUUCGGGGCCCAAACAUCCAAGAAAAAGCUUAGAUAUUUACCUUCAGCCGUUGAUUGAAGAAUUACAGAGUUUAUGGAAGGAUGGUGUGGAGGCAUAUGAUAUUUCAAGGAAAGCAAUAUUCAUAAUGCGAGCAGUGUUGAUGUGGACGAUAAGCGAUUUUCCAGCAUAUGGGAUGCUUUCAGGUUGGACGACGCAUGGUCGGUUGGCGUGUCCAUAUUGUCAAGAUGAGACAGGUGCAUUCUGGUUACGUAAUGGACGGAAACAUAGUUGGUUUGAUUGCCACAUAAGGUUUUUAGAUGAAGAUCAUCCUUACAGGAAAAACACUCAAGCAUUUACGCGGGGAAAAACAGUUUUUGAUCCCCCUCCACCAUGGUUGACCGGAGAAGAAAUAUUGCGUGAGAGGAUAAAUAAUAUAGAAGGUUUAUCAAAGUCCGUUGAAUGUGGAGGGAAUGGACAUGAUAAUCCAUCCAAGACAAUAUCUGAAUACGGAGUUACUCACAAUUGGAAAAACUUCUUCGAUAACCUCACGAACACAUUGUUAAAUGCUUCUGGGAAUACAAAAGACAACAUCAAAAGCAGAUUGGAUCUUCUAGGACUAUGCAAAAGGCGUGAUUUAGAGAUGAAAGAGGAUGGAACGAUGCACGUGCCAAUAUUCAGGCUGUCAAAUGCGGCAAAGCGAGAAUUCCUUCUGUGGCUGAAAAAUGACAUAAAAUUUCCCGAUGGAUACGCCUCCAAAUUUAGUCGAUGUAUUGACGAAAGCAAUUUAAAGCUACAUGGCCUGAAAAGUCAUGAUUGUCAUGUCAUAAUGGAACGACUAUUUCCAUUUGCGUUCGCUGAACUCCUUCCAAAAAUUGUUCAUACGGCAGUUAGAGAUAUUGCCCUCUUUUUCCGAGAUAUCUCUUCGGAGAUUUUGAAAGAAUUUGAUGUUGGUCUUUUAAAGGCAAAUAUUGGUGUGAAGCUUUGUAACUUGGAAAAGAUAUUUCCUCCAUCAUUCUUCGAUGUUAUGGAACAUUUUCUUGUGCACCUUCCAGAUGAGGUAGCCUUAGGUGGCCCCAUCCAUUUUAGGUGGAUGUAUGUAUUUAAAAGAUACAUGUACCAUUUGAAGAAGAUGGUCAAAAACAAAGCACACAUUGCAGGUUCGAUAGUUGCACAAUGGAUAAACGAGGAGAUUUCAAGAGCAUCUUCAAAUUUUUUUGGGAAUCCUGAAAUCAUGAGCAUUCCAGAAGGUCCAAGUGAUAUUCGUUUCUCAUACAAUUAUUCAGAUGUACCACCUUUGUUUUACCAUGAAGGGAGAAUCAGUGGUCAAUGCUCAACUGGUUGGUUAAAUGAUGAAGAUAACACCGUUCUUCAGACAUUUAUGAUGCUCAACUGUGAAACAUUUGCUUCAUAUGAAAGGAUGUUUGAAGAAUAUAUGACGCGAAGUAUUCCUGAUAUUACUCCAGCUGCAAUGCAAAAAGCGAAAGACACCAAGUUUGCAGAGUGGUGCAAAGACUAUAUUAAUGAUGCGACUCAGUUUUACACAUUUCCUAUGUGGAUGUUGGAUUUUGUACAAGGUCCUAGGCGCAGUUAUAGGUCUUGGCCAAUAUACCACACACGUGGAUACACUUUCCACACACAUAACCACGAUCAAGAUAGGAAAACUCAACAUUAUGGUGUUUGUGUUCCUGGAACCAAUAAAACAGAAUACUAUGGCCUCAUACAAGAGAUUAUGAUGGUGGAGUAUCAUGGUGAUGUUGGCUUGAAAGUCAUGAUGAACUCAACAAGAGUACCUGGAACACAUGCUGCGUCUCCUACUAUGCCUCCUGGUGCUACUAGACCCAUUUUUAACCAUGCUGGAUCUCCUCCUAUGCCUCCUGGUGCUACUGGACCCGCUUUUAACCAUACUGGAUCUCCUCUUAUGCCUCCUGCUACCCGCAAAUGA